Cyphellophora attinorum is the source of this 2538-nucleotide messenger RNA. RefSeq names its product Protein sat1. Gene Ontology annotation, biological process: retrograde transport, endosome to Golgi. NCBI's taxonomy places the organism in Eukaryota, Fungi, Ascomycota, Eurotiomycetes, Chaetothyriales, Cyphellophoraceae. The transcript is spliced from 2 exons. Bases 1 to 2538 code for a protein of 845 amino acids. The record is from RefSeq and is a predicted model, not a curated record. Gene Ontology annotation, cellular component: Ric1-Rgp1 guanyl-nucleotide exchange factor complex; Golgi membrane.
AUGCCUGCCGACAUACAGGUUACUGUCCGCUUCCAGGAUCAAUGCGUCUUUGCCGGCGAAGAAGUCAAAUGCACUAUCACUUUCAGGAAUGUUGCCAACACGUCGGAACCGGCCACUCCUGGCCCUCACCAACGACGCUUCAGCAGGACUCUCAGCAUCGAGAAGUUGUCUGCAACGUCGCCAAGAUUCAGUGAUGUCUUGCAAUCACCGAGAGUGGGCAAGGCGAAUUAUCCGCCGUCGGCCAUGAAGAAGGCGAUCGGAUCUGGACCAGGAACUUCGGGUACGGCAAAUCAAAGGCCGGGUCACAAGCACCAAAGAUCCGUCUCUAUCAUAUCGAUUGGCUCGCCAACAGUCAGUGAAUACCAACAAGAUGCAGGUUCUGAUCGACCACCGAUGGGAGGACACCGAAGGUCUUCGACUGUGCAAGUCCAUACUGGACAUGAUCGGCAGAUAAGCUCGAGUCUUUCCUCUGGCUUACAGAUCCCUCCUCAGAGCGGCAGACGCAGUCCGCUAUCUUCGACCUCUGCUUCAACGCCAGUCUACGAGAGUAGGAGAUCUACUCCAGACUUCCAGUUCCCUCCACAGUCGCAGGCUGCCCCGUCGAAGCAGCCAUCACGAGAUCCGUCCAGGGAGCCCUCGCCGAGAACUGCCGGCAUGACUGGCACCGCCGUCCCCACGAGAUUGCGCAGAGAGCCCUCAAACGCCAGCCGAGUCACCAGCGAGCGAAGCAGUGGCGACUUCUAUUCAAUGAGCAAUCAUUCUCACGAGACGCUGGUCUCAGAGCAGCCCUCUGUCCUAUCCGAGCGACCACAAAUUCAAAUUCCUAGCGCUAUGAUGCGGCGGCAUUAUCGUAUGGACACACUCCCGCAAACUCCUCGACGUCCACCACCACAGCCGGUUGACCUCAUGAUGGGCUAUGCGCACCUGACAGCGACGUUCACAGUAGACGCAUCACUCGUAGAUCCGUCGCCAUUCGAGGAAGUCAAGCAGAAGGGCUUCUUGGGCGGUCAAGCUGGCGGAGGUGUGGUGGGUGUGACACAGAAGAAGGCGCGACCGAAUUCAGGCUUUCUUGGUGGCUUCAACUUCAACAGCAUAGGCGAGUCAUUGAAUUCGCUCGUCGGAGGCGACAACAUGUCGUCGGUCCGAGAAAUGAAUGCUGUCAGCAAUUCCCGCGCUAUACCUCUACUGAGCACACCACAAUCACUGCUUUUCGUCAAUCUCCAUCUUGAGCCAGGUGAGGAGAAAUCGUACUCAUUCUCUUGUCCUCUGCCACGCGGCCUCCCGUCGUCGUACCGUGGCAAGGCCGUCAAAUUCAGCUACAACAUCCAAAUCGGCGUGCAGUCCGCACCCACAUCGACGCGUCAACCCGACCACAAAGUCCGCCAGAUCAGCAUUCCCGUCCGUGUCUUCCCUGGCGUCGACUCAGAUGGGGAGAUUCUCGGCCACGACCUCAUGCAGCCACACGUGCUCCUUCGCGAUCCCGCUAAGACUGCCUCGAUCUCCGCUACCUUCCCCGAUUCCGAGCAUAAGGACCUACAGGCCAAACGACCAAGUACACUGAUCCCAGCACUCUCCAAUCAUACAUCAGCACUCUCCUCUCACGACCUCGUCGCCUCUCACCCAACGUUGGCACUCAUCAACCGUGCCAUCCAGCUCUCCAGUCACCGGCAACUCAAUUCCACCAAUCCAAGCGGGAACCGCUUUAACAUCACUCGCGUAGGGCAACCAGUCGCGCUGAUCACCUUAUCGCGCCCACUGCUCAAGUUGGGAGAAACAGUACACAUCUCUGUUGCUCUGGCAUCUCCAACUUUUGACGCGCCAACGUUGCCGCCACCAAUCCGCACUACCUCGAUCCACAUGUCCCUCGAAACAACAGAAAAGGUCGCGCAAAGCCUAGCUGUGCGCAGCGCAGUAAGCAUAGCCCGCGUCACACGCAAAAUCUACGCGAGCUGGGGCAGCGGAUGUGUGCUCAACGGCAAACGCGUGGUUUGGGGCGUCAAGGUCCCCACAGCAAUGGGAACGAAUGUAAGUCCAGGAUUUGUGACAAGUGGAGUGGGCUUGGAAUGGGGUGUGAGAGUUGAAUUUGGUGUUUUGAAGAGUCACGAGAGGGCUGUCGACGAUGAAGGGGUUACGGCAGGAGGCGGGGCACAGGAUGAAUACGACGACAAAGACGAUAUUGGCGAGAGAAGCGAUGACGAUAAACGUGGCGACGCCCAGCAAGCCCAAAGAAGACAAGGAGAAGAAGAAGACCAACAACAAAGGAGGAUGUUACAACCUCGGACCGCUGCCUCCAGAACCAAAGGUAACAGCAGCGACGACCACGAGAUAUCCGAGCGGCAGACAGCAGAGCCUCAGAUCUACGAACAGAUCGUCCACGACGACCAGCGCGGCACUAUCAGCAUCGCCGCCGAAAGACUCGACUGCGACAGCUUCGAGGUGUGGAUCCCGCUGACCGUGUACGGCGAUGUCCUCCCAGUUCUCAGUAACGGCGAGGCCGGUGGCGAGGACGACGCAGUCGUGAAAGUCAUCAGUCUGUAA